Anopheles maculipalpis is the source of this 882-nucleotide messenger RNA. Its product is annotated as clavesin-1-like. Lineage: Eukaryota; Metazoa; Arthropoda; Insecta; Diptera; Culicidae. Gene Ontology annotation, cellular component: membrane. The record is from RefSeq and is a predicted model, not a curated record. The coding region runs from base 1 to 882 and encodes 293 amino acids. The transcript is spliced from 3 exons. Gene Ontology annotation, molecular function: phosphatidylinositol bisphosphate binding.
AUGAAGACGAUAGCACAGCCACCGUUCGACAUCGUCACAGAUCCACCUAGCCAGGAAUUGUUGGAAGUGUCCCGGCGUGAGUUGCGCGAAACGCCCGAGGUGCGCGAGCAGGCGAUCAAGCAGUUGCGUGAACUGCUGCACAAUGCCACCGACCUGAACUAUGCGGACGAUGACGACUUCCUGCUGAUCUUUCUGCGGCCGUGCCACUUCUAUCCGGACAGCGCGCUCAAAAUGAUGCGAAGAAUAGCCGACUUCAAGAAGAACAACUUCCCGCUCAUGCACAACCUCUCGCCGGAAGACGAAAAGCUCUCCUUUAUCGAUCACAAAAUCGUAAACGUACUGACGAAUCGGGACAGGAAAGGCCGGAGGAUAUUGAUCGUCAGCUGCGGAUCGGUCUGGGAUCCGAAAGCAGUGACGGCGGAUAAACUAUUCCGGAUGUUCUAUUUGGUACAUUUGGUGGCGCAGCUCGAACCGGCGACACAGAUCAAUGGUGUAGUGAUCGUGAUGGAUUUUGAGGGACUCGGGUUGAAGCAGGUGCGAGGACUGUCGCCGUCGUUUUCGAAGCUGUUGCUUACCUUCCUGCAGGAAGCUGUCCCGUUGCGGAUGAAAGAGUUCCACAUCCUCAAGCAGCCUUACAUCUUCAACAUGGUGUGGACACUGUUCAAACCGUUUAUUGGCGACAAGCUUAAGAAGCGGCUCUAUUUCCAUGGUAAUGAUAUGAAGAAGCUGCACCAACAUAUCGAUCCGGCCGAUCUGCCCAAAAACUAUGGCGGUACUCGACCGGCACUCGACUACGGUUCCCGCGAGUGGUAUCCGUGCAUCGAGAAGUACACCGAACACUUCCAGCGAUGGAACCACUACGGCUAUGCGGCGGGUCCUUGA